This is a messenger RNA of Carcharodon carcharias (great white shark), 2433 nucleotides long. Its product is annotated as serine/threonine-protein kinase pim-3-like. The record is from RefSeq and is a predicted model, not a curated record. The transcript has 6 exons. Lineage: Eukaryota; Metazoa; Chordata; Chondrichthyes; Lamniformes; Lamnidae. Gene Ontology annotation, biological process: protein autophosphorylation; negative regulation of apoptotic process; regulation of mitotic cell cycle. Bases 202 to 1173 code for a protein of 323 amino acids. Gene Ontology annotation, molecular function: ATP binding; protein serine/threonine kinase activity. Gene Ontology annotation, cellular component: cytoplasm.
GUUACUGAGCAUCUUCGUUUUCAAUUAGUGCCCCGCUUUUAUUUUAUAUAUUUUUUUGUUGUUGCAUUUUUUUUAAUUAGGAAGAGUAUUACCAUCACCAAACACCCCCUCCUCUUUCCUCUUUAUCCCAACCCAUCUCCUCCUUUCCCCCCCCCCCCCCAAAAAAAAAGCUUUUUUGGACGGCGGGGAUUCCACUUUGCGAUGCUGCUCUCCAAGAAGAUUGGAUCGUUUGCUCACAUUUGCAGCCCAAGCAGCAUGGAUUUACCGGUUAAAAUCCAGUUGCAGCAAGUGAAGGAGCGAGAGCCUUUUGAGAAAGUCUAUCAGAUCGGGGCAGUGCUGGGCAGCGGAGGUUUCGGCACUGUCUAUAGUGGAGUGCGGCUCAGUGAUGGGCUCCCGGUCGCUGUCAAACAUGUAGCCAGAGAGCGAGUGACCGAGUGGGGCUCACUGAAUGGCAGUCUGGUGCCCCUGGAGAUUGUCUUGCUUAAGAAGGUGGCUGGAGGAUUCCGAGGAGUGAUCAAAAUGCUGGAUUGGUACGAGCGAGGGGACGGCUUCUUGCUGAUCAUGGAGCGGCCGGAGCUGGUCAAGGAUCUGUUUGAUUUUAUCACCGAGAAGGGGGCUUUGGAGGAGGAGCUGGCCCGGGUCUUUUUCAGACAGGUCCUGGAGGCGGUCCGACACUGCUACAACUGCGGAGUGGUUCACCGGGAUAUCAAAGACGAGAACCUGCUGGUGGACCUUCGCUCCGGGGAGCUCAAGCUCAUCGACUUCGGCUCAGGGGCGCUGCUCAAGGACACGGUCUACACCGAUUUUGACGGCACAAGAGUGUACAGCCCUCCCGAGUGGAUCCGUUACCAUCGAUACCAUGGCAGAUCAGCCACUGUGUGGUCUUUGGGAGUGCUGCUAUAUGACAUGGUGUGUGGGGAUAUCCCUUUUGAACAAGAUGAAGAAAUCUUGCGUGGCCAAGUGUACUUCAGGAGGAGAAUUUCUUCUGAAUGUCAGCAUUUGAUUAAGUGGUGCCUUGCCUUGAGGCCUUCCGAGAGACCCAUGCUUGAACAGAUCUUUGAUCAUGCUUGGAUGCGAAAGGCAGAAGUGGUUAAAACUGAAGACUGUGACAUCAGGCUGCUAAGCCUAGGCCAUGAGCACUCGAGCACAAGUUCAAGCAAGGAGAGCCUGUGAAUUAUCAAUGUCUCGCAGCAGGAGGGGAGUUAUACACUAAAGGACCCUGUGGUGGUGCCACCAGCUUGAUGUGGGAGGGGAUGAUAGUUGAUUUGACAUCCAAUCCUGUGGGGUGGUGGGGUGGGUGGUGGGUGGAAUCUGACUGCUGGUUACUGCUCUGAACUAAUUAUUUUGUUUUCUUUUGGGAACUUUAGAGUUUGGGAAAAGCAGGCCAGUACUUGGCAAUGACUGACCUUUAUUUUUUAGCAAAAAGUGACCUCCAAACAAUGCAAACUCUGCUCUCAUAGAGCCUGGACUAAAUGUUCUUUGCUUUCUGAGUGCCUUUUGAAAGCUGCUUUAAUUCACUGGUGAUGGAAUACUUGAACACAUUUUGUUCCCCUUCUAUCUUUUGCUGCUCAGAACACUUCAGCCUGCACAGCUAAAGGUGUGUACAGGGAUGUCAAGAACUUUGUCUGUCAGCAAUGUUGGUUUUUUUUUUUAUUUUUCCAGCCAUCGCAACCACUAGGCAGAAGGCCCUUUUUUUGAGUCUCUCUCCUCUUCCAUCAACCUGCGAGUUUUAUUUGUAUGUGGCCAAGGCAUGUCGGGGCAUGGUUGUAUGCACAAUCAAUGCAAUUCAAGGACACUUUCAAGACUGUAUAUUGUAUGAAAUGUAAAUUGUUCCAUUAUGUAUUAUAAUCUGGUUUUUAUUUAUUUGUAUUCUGAAAAGUUAGACUGUCCACAAAUUUCACGUGGCUAUUUAUUUGUUUAAUUUAUUUUAGAAAAUUUCCAACACUGUUCUGCUUCCAUGACACCAACCAAUUUGGUUAGUCUAUGGUAUAUUUCUGCAUUCCUGUUUUUUCUGCAUUUUUUUUAAAUACCAUGCAGGUUUAGUGGAUUUGUCAUGCUAGUGGAAGGUGAAUGGAAGCUUAUGUCCAAAAGCUAUCCUUUUAAAAGGGCAACAGAUGGAUUUUAUUUUCCUCUAACUUGGUAUUUAACCAAGAUUCUACAUGGCUGUUUGUAUUAGAAGUGUAAAGUAAUACUGUUUGAAAGUUUUAAAUUAUUGAAGUUGUACAGUCUCCAUCAUUGGCUUAGGAAGGUAGAGUGGCAGUCGACCUUUUUUAAUUUAUUUCAAUAGCUGUGUUUUGUGCACUAGAUCUAGUUGCAUUUAUGCAGCUUGGAUUUGGGAGUUUUUUUCCAAUUUAGCUGUGUGAAAUAAAUGAUGGAUGGAGAACAUAUUUUUUUAUACAAGCAUUUCAAUUAAAGUUCACUUUUUGUACAUAA